AAAGUCACACGAGGAGUCAAGAGGGGAUUUGCGUGAGGUCAAGUUUCGGGUUUGGAGGCUUCCGCGUGAGGCCGCGUGUGCCUGUUUUCCCCAGCCGCUGAACGCGUCACAGACCCCGCCUCUGUCCCCGCGGAGCUCCGCAGGAGGCUCCGCAGCCUCCGGGUGUAAACGGCGGAGUGUGACUCCCUGACCGGUCGUGAAGCUGUCAGUCCUCCCUGGAGGUCUCUCUCUCUCUCUUCUCCCCCCCCUCACACCACUUGUUCUCGGCUUCUCCGUCAGCAUGUCUCCGUCCCCCCGCUGCUUCAUGGAGAGGGAGGUGUCCCGGCACCGCACCAAGGACUCCUGCUGGGUGCUGCUGGGGACCCGGGUGUACGACGUGACCGCCUUCCUGCGGAUGCACCCGGGCGGCGAGGCGCUGAUCCUCCGCCGCUCGGGCCAGGACGUGAGCCGGGAGAUGGAGGGACCCCCGCACCGGCACUCGGAGAACGCCCGGCGGUGGAUGGAGCAGUACUAUAUCGGGGAGCUGGACCGGGGCAGCGGCGGCGACGAGGCGCAG
Messenger RNA from Paralichthys olivaceus (Japanese flounder), 556 nucleotides. Lineage: Eukaryota; Metazoa; Chordata; Actinopteri; Pleuronectiformes; Paralichthyidae. The record is from RefSeq and is a predicted model, not a curated record.